This is a messenger RNA of Chelonoidis abingdonii (Abingdon island giant tortoise), 1439 nucleotides long. It is a transcript of the gene G6PC3, whose product is annotated as glucose-6-phosphatase catalytic subunit 3. Gene Ontology annotation, cellular component: membrane. The record is from RefSeq and is a predicted model, not a curated record. NCBI's taxonomy places the organism in Eukaryota, Metazoa, Chordata, Testudines, Testudinidae. Gene Ontology annotation, molecular function: glucose-6-phosphatase activity. Gene Ontology annotation, biological process: gluconeogenesis; glucose 6-phosphate metabolic process.
GUAAAUGCGUUAAAGGGGAAGUCUUGGGGGGUAUCAGUGAUGGGGGGCAGGAUCCCGUGCCCCCUGCAGUAAAGGGAGAGGUAUCAGGCUCCCCUGCCCCUUAGGGGGCACCUGUUUUUCCAUCUGCCUCAGCCCAGACACCCCUCCCCCCCACAGUCACACCAACUCUGUGCAAACUAGGGGUGGAUUUAAAGUUGCGCCUGAGGCCACGGCAGGUGCAGCCUUGCAGCUCCUGCACCUGGUCGCGGGUCCAGGCCUUUCUAACGCUCUCCCCUGUCCUUUCAGCCUGGCCGCCAUGGACGCCUUGUACAGCCGCGGAGUCCUGUUUGCCGAGAUGCUGCAGGCCGGGCCGCCCUGGCUGGAGCAGUUCUGGCUUUCGGUGACCUUCUUGGCUGAUCCCAAAUGUAUCUUCAUUGUCUUCUUCCCCCUGGCUUAUUUUCUGGACCGGAAGGUUGGGGUGGCAGUGCUGUGGAUCGGUUUAGUCUCCGAGUGGCUCAAUAUAGUGGCUAAAUGGCUCUUGUUUGGUGAACGGCCAUUCUGGUGGGUCUAUGAAUCUGGACUCUCCAGCAAGGAAAAAGUCCUGCUUCGCCAGUUCCCUGUCUCCUGUGAAACAGGGCCAGGUAGCCCCUCUGGCCAUUGCAUGAUCACAGGGGCAGCCUUGUGGCCUAUCGCCACUGCUCUCACGGCGUUGGCAUCCCGACACUCCACUAGCCGGCUGGUGAAGCUAACCCCCUUCCUGGCCUACUUUCUCCUCCUGCUGGCUGUGGGGCUCUCGCGCAUCUUCAUCCUGGCGCACUUCCCUCACCAGGUGCUAGGUGGCAUUGUGGCUGGAGCCGCCCUGGGCUGGAUGCUGGAUUCCUGCGUCCCAGCAGAGAGGAAGCUGAGUUUCUACCUUGCCACUUCGCUAGCCCUGCUGCUGAGCGCCAUUGGGCUGUACUGGAGCAUGGUCGCUCUUGGCGUGGACAUCGACUGGAAUCCCCACCCUUCCUCUGGGUGCCACACAGCCGAUUCUACAGUCACUCCAGCUGAGAAGGCAGAAUUGCCCAAGAGAGAGCAGGCCCAGGGACCGGAUAACACCCACACUCUUGGAAAGUGCCUUGGAGAGCAGCGACCAGGGGGCCCUGGCCAGGCACACCACCGGUGUGUUGGCUUCAGCAUCCUCUUGGUCCAGGGCUCUCUCCUGGCACAGUUCAAGGAGCCACCUCUGGGCAUAAUUUAUUCAGAACACAGACCAACAGCUCAGCCCUUUUCAGCCAUCCAGCUCUGGCUCCUCAGGGCAGCAGGGUCACUCAGCUAGCCAUUCCACCGAUCUCCUAGCCCUCAGCCCCCUGGCACUAGCUCUGCAGCUCAGGAAGGUCAGCUGAUGGCCCCUCACCUGGGCUCAGCAAUUUCUCCCUAGUCCCAGGAAGGGCCUGCAGAGCUUUCCGCUCUCUGCAGCU